This is a messenger RNA of Diaporthe citri, 1155 nucleotides long. RefSeq lists its product as uncharacterized. Lineage: Eukaryota; Fungi; Ascomycota; Sordariomycetes; Diaporthales; Diaporthaceae. The record is from RefSeq and is a predicted model, not a curated record. Bases 1 to 1155 code for a protein of 384 amino acids. The transcript has 2 exons. Gene Ontology annotation, molecular function: protein binding.
AUGGCCUCUACUCACGGUCCCGGGAGCCUCGAUCGCCUGCCAGAUGAGCUCCUCCUUGACAUCAUAGAGCAGCCGUGUCUGUCUGUUCGCGAUCUCGUCUCGCUGGCACGUACUAGCCGCCGCAACCACCGUGUUGCCAUCUCUGCUGCAUACGAAUCACACGUUAGGGAUGAGUGUGGAUUGGCUAUCUACUGGGCUAUCCGACAUGGACAAUACGGAACACUCGAACGGCUUAUUGACAAUGGCGUCGAUGUGGACAUGCUAGAUGAUGAGGAAGGUAAACCCGUCAGCAUCGAAAAUACCUUCUUUGACAAAUGUCCCAAUCAUUAUUACUGGCCAAAUGUUGUCCAGUCUUACGGAGCUCGUUACUCACCGCUUGCACUGGCCGCAUACUGCGGACAGGACUCUAUGGUGGAACUCCUGCUGGACAACGGAGCAGAUACCGAGCUGGAUUCAGCACACCUGUGCGACUGCUGCAACUUGCUGGUCCGCUGCGCCGCGAGCCUCCCCGACCGCCCGGAGUUCUGGGAGGACAGCGACAGGGGCGAAGGCGGAGGCUACCCCGCGUGGGAAGAGUAUACACACGACUCAUGGUGGACACCGCUGCACUACGCGAUAUGCCAGAAGCACGUCUCGACCGCAAAGCUGCUGCUUGAGCGAGGUGCCAGUGCUGGCUACGUAGGGUGCUCAAAGGUGAGCGCCCUCCACGUCGCGACACGGCGGGGGGUGCGAGAGGUGAUCGACUACCUGCUGGAGAAGAACCUUGUCGACAUCGACUCUCAGAGUAAGGACGGUGUCACAGCUCUGCACCUGGCCUAUAUUGGUGGCAACUACGAUCUGGUGGACAACUUCCUGGAAGGACACGGCGCAGACAUCAACCUGGUGUACACUGGUGAGACGGGCCCGUGGAACAUCUUCGCAAUGGCGUGUGCAGAUGGACAUUUCGACCGCGCUUUGCAGUACCUGCGGAAGGGCGCUGACCCGAGCUUUGUGAUCAAGGGGGAGGACGACCAGGGCGCAUGGACGGUGAUGAGGUUCAUCUACGGGUCCCCAAACAACGAAUGCCCGAGCCCGCUUCGUGAUGAUGAUGUAAGGAUCGAGCUGGAGCAGGAGAUUAUCGCCGGUGACAGGGAGGAAACACCUUCAGACACGUGA